CACAACCUGCAACAAACUCCACACAUGAAAUGGUUAUGUUCAGACUUAGAAAAGGUUAACGUUAGGGUUAGGACUGCUGUUUGAAUGAUUAAAAGAGGUGUACGUGGCCUGUAAGAAGGUACAACUUGCCUGAAAUACUAAACUCAGGACCACAAAAGAGUUUGUCUUGAAGGACUCUGCCAGCAGUAAUCAACGCCACACUCCACACGACUGAUGAUUAGCCUCCUAAAUACCAGAAACCACGUUUUCCUUGUGAUAAAUUAAUUCCUGUGACUCCUCCAGCAUCAAGGUACCGAUAUUAUGCAGCUGAAUGACAUCUUGAUGUGGGCUGUGAUGUCUUUGUAAGUUGGCGUUGGGAGUAACGCGUAAGUGAUGGUAACGAUAGACAACUUUUUAAACGGACUCUGACUCCACCGUUACUCUGUUACAGUUCACAACAGUAAUAAGUUGCCAUAUUUAGCAGUGUAACGAAUGUGGAGGCUCGGGGAGUGCUUGAGGAAACCUCAGCAACCUGCACCGUGUCUGUUUGUUGUGCGCGCGCCAUGGUGACACGGGGCGGGUCUUCUCUACGUUUUACGGGUUUCAAGGGAACCGACCUGUUGACGUCCUCCAGUGAAGCUCCACAGUCUGCUGAACAUCUCGCCUGUUGAACCGACGAAAUGCAUGAAUCGUAUCUGUAACAUGAGGAACUGCAUCCAAAGAGAUCUCCUCUUCCUCAAGACUGAAGACUGACCAACCAGUCGUCCUUAGCUCCGCCUCUGAACUUUUUCCCCGCUUACUGACAUGAACCUGCAAUCGGUGACAUGCUGUAGCCAUGACUUUAAAAGUGGAGCUCACUGCAGAGCCCGAUCAACGAGAAAGGAUUCAAGGCAUUCCUGUGCUUGGCUGACACAGUAACUGAGGUCAGAGCUGAGGGCCGAAGUGGCCCGAUAGGUGAAUGGAGAUGAGAAAGAACACCACAGCAGGGGUUCUCUUCUGGACCCCCGCCCCGGUUCGCACCUCACCCACCAGCUCUGUGAUAUCUGAGGAUGAGGACUUUGUACGCCAGAUGGAUGAGAAUGGCAUCAUUGGAUUGUCUGAAGUGCUGGAGGAUUUGGAGUUGUGGGCAUCUUGUUGUGAUUCAGAUGCAGAAAGUAAUCCAAACUUGUACCCUGGACCCCUCCCCCUACAGGAGGCAGACCCUCGUGGGCAUGAGAGGGAUACACCUGAGGAGCUGAGUUACAACCUGAGUCAGCAUUGGUCCCAUAACGAAUCCCAAGGAGAGGAUGUACAAAUACGAUCGCCAUUUGAGGACUUGAUGGAUAGAGCAGAAGAGCAGGGGAUGGAGUGCGUCCCUCAGUGGGACAAAUACUUGGACAUGACAGAGGAGGAGAAAGAUGGAGAGGAAGCGGGGACUAGCAGUGACAGGAAGAGGAAGAAAAAUCGACACCCUAGCACAUCAAGAGAGCUUGGAACCACGAAGGGCUUGGCUGAGCGCUCUAUUUCCAAAAGAGAGAUGGAGGAGAUCAGCCCUACACUAUAUCACCGGUUAGCCAUGGGACCUGCUACAGUCUCCAAUCAUCACUGCCCAAUAUCCCGGCCUGCCUCACCUGUCACCGCCCCCGCUUUUCCCCACCUUUGCCACUUCACUGCUGAGGAACUAGCUGCUGCUCCGGGGAUUGACGCCGAAACCCUCCCAGAGAUGAGCUGCACAGACAGUCCUCCAGAAUCACACCGGAGCCACAGGAGCCACGUAAGCCUGACGUCCAGUCCUCGUUGUGCUGAGGUGAAGCUCGGGGAUCCUCUUCAGCCAGGAGCAGCCAUGUUUUCUAAAGAAGGUGUGUCAAAUCAUUCCAGCGGAGUAAAUAAUGGACCUCUAAAGGCGUCGGAUAAGUCAGGUAAGCCUCAGAAACAGCCCACUCCCUCACCAAGGAAGGUGAGGCAGCCCUCUCCUCAAUCUACAUAUUCAAGUAAUCGUUCCCUCAGCAAAGCCAAAGCCGACUCUUUGAAACUCCAACAUCGGACGGCAAGUCCUGACAAAGGGCAGCAGACACCAAGAGCCAGGACUAAUGCUGCUGAAAUGGAUGAAUCCAGAAAAGGGCCUCCGAGUUACCGCACACCAGACUUCUCCAAGGUGGAACCCAAGGUCCAUUUCCCCAAAGAUGGUUACAACCCCCCCAAGAGCAGACCCUCUUCCAAGAGGAAGUCCUCAUCACCUGAGCCCCCCUUCGUGUUUAAAUCCCCCGCUGACAUUGCGAAAGAAGUCCUACUGAACACCACCGCUGGAGCUCCUGCCUCAUCAGACUCUUACAAACCACCAACCAGCGCCCCCAACUCCCCUGUGCCUCAGGAGUUCAGAUCCCGCCAGCAGGCCACCACACUGCUCGACCAACUGGAGGAGGACUACAACAGACUGCUGACUAAGUACGCCGAGGCGGAGAACACCAUUGAUCGCCUGCGCCUCGCAGCCAAGGUGAACCUGUACUCGGACCCUCCAAAGCCCGGCCACUUGGUGCUGUCUGGACCAAACCGGGACUCUUCAAAGUUCAUGAUGCUGGAUUUUCCUCCGGCUCAGCGAGCAGAGUUUAACUCUGCAUCUCCUCACCAAAACGGACACAGCAAUCACCAGAGAAGUUCAUCUUCCUGUCCUUCCACAAGAAGCCCGGACCCUCAGGUGGGACAGCAGCUGGCCAGGAUUCUCUGCAAUCAGGCCGACAAGUUCCUCCAGCAGCUGCAGACUUUUGAGGAUCUCCUAAAACAACUCGGGGCUUUUGACCAGAUGAAGGGUCUCUCGCAGCUUGCCGAGGGCCUCGACUCUUUAGAAAGGGGCUACCUGUUAGCGAGGGAUGAACACAACGUCCUGCAGCAGCAUGGGGCACAAAUCAGCCACUUCGACCCUGAACGGGAGCUGGAGGGGCUGAUCUUUCAGUGUGGGCUGCGUAUGGACGAGCUGAAGGAGCAGGUGGAACAGAUGCAACAAGAGCAGCCCACCUGUGUGUCUCCUCCCUCUCCACCUCCUCACCCCUCCCCUUCAUCUGUCCCCUCUGAGGGAGGAGAAACGCUGACUCACCCACAGAGUCCACCUGUGCCUUUGCUGGUUGAUCCAGGAGAGGCAGCGGCGGUGGAGGUGAGCUCAGCCAGUGAAGAGAGUGAUGGAGACGAGGACACUCUUAAUUCUCUCUACCUCAAACCUCUGAAUGGCAAACAAAGACACGUUGAACAAGACUUUGCCACGCUAAUAGAUCACUUCAAGGAGCUUCCCAAACUUUUAGACAAUAGCCAGAGGGAAGGAGCUUCCUCUUCUGCUGUCUUAAGAAGUGACACGCAGCCUUCGGACGAGGAGAAAGAAAGACAGAGUCACAGAACUGGAGACCUGGAAGUCCAGAAAAGUCUUCCACAGAGGAAAGACAAAUCGGACCAUCUGGACUCGGCUCCUGUUCGCACCGUCAAACAGCAAGCUAGUAGGUCCAGUUCUUCUUCACGCAGGGCCUCCAGCCAGUCCACCACACUCCAUCCUCUCAGUAGCAGAAGGAGGUUAGAGGUGGGGAAGUCCCACAGCAGCAGUCUGAGCAGUCUGGGAGAGAUUACAGCCUUGGAAAAGAGGAACUCCAAACUCCAAACUGGGAGCAGCAGAGUGCUUUCUCAGGAUGGGAUCAUCUCUCCGGAGACGGACAGCGGGUUUGUCUGUUCAGAGAGCAGCUGGCUGACUCCUGCAGCAGCUUCCAGUCCUCUCCACCAGAGGGCCUCAGAGAGUGUUUCAGGGCCUCAGGAGGUGGACCCGGGUAAUCCUCACAUUGGCCCAGUCUCAGCUCCUGCUUCGUCAUCGUCACGCAGUCACGCGGCUAUGGAGCCCACAAGUGACUCUCAGCUUGACCGUGACCAGCAGAGGAGAACCAGACAAGGGCAGAGGAGACGCACUUUCUCCUGCUCUCCACAGCGCUGCGUCCGUCACACAGAACAAACCAGGGCUGACAGUGGGACCAGUGAGUUUGGGUUGGAAAGUGACAGAUCUCACACUGUGUCUGAAGAUGGACAGAAGGACGAGUACACAGAAUCUAUCAAUUCCCUCCACAACUCCAGCCCGAGCUCUUCCCCCGCUGGAAGGCAUCACCAUGACGAUUCGCUCAGAGCACUGAGCUCCAGUCAGGCGGCGAAUCGCAAUGAUGCGAUCCAGAGGCUGCAGGCCGAGGUGACCAGACUGAGGGAGAGACUCGAAAGCUGUGUGAGAAAUACGACGCCUCUGAGCUCUUUGAGAGCAGCUGCUUCAGCUCAGGAGAGCUACACUCACCACAACAGCUCUCCACCUCGCUUCAGGUCUGGGGAGCAAUGGGGUGACGUCAGCAGUGGAAGAAGAGACAGACGGCCGGUUGAUGCGGUUGAGGAGCCUACACUGAGACGAACAACAAGGAAGAGGCCACCUUCUGCACACAGACAAAAACCACAACUGGACAUCUUGACAGGUUCAGAGCCCUCUUCACCCAAUCCUCAGCCUCUGGUGUCCAGGUGUACUCAAACAUCCACCACAGCACCAGACAGCUACUGUUCACACACAAAUACUGUCCGCAGCAGAACACACCCCAGGCAGCAUCUUGAUGUGUCUGAACCAGCAGCUGAACCUGACAGCAGAGGGCGUCGGGCUCGUCUUUGUCCUCAGUGUUUGUCACGUCACCAAGGGCGAUCUGAAAUUGGUGGCGAUAGAGAGCCGGUCCACUCCUAUUGCUUUUGUUGCUGUCCUCUCUGUGGACGCCCUGAAUCCUCCAGAAGCACUGAGCCAGACUGUCGCAGAGUUUCAGACUCACCCACACACAUAAGCUGCCACUCGUGUCCCCUGGAUAGAGCUGUGAGGAGCAGACACUUUGCAGCUGCAGCUCCUCCUGCACGGUUGCAGUGCAUGCCAGUGUUCCCGCCACCACUUCUGUUUUACUCAUCACCCCGCUACGUGUCUCCUAGCCACAGCACGCCUUCAGGGGUCAGAGGUCGCGGGGAGAGGACAAGACGCUUCCAGUCCUCUGACCAGCAGCACUCCGUGGACACCUCUCUGAACAGAGCCAUCAGAGCAGCUCGGCACAUGAAACAUACCUCUGGACACAUGGCUCGCUCUCUGGCUGCUGGAGUGCAAUACCAGGAGGUUCUGACUCAGUCCUGCAGCUACUAGUCUGCUCACUCACCUCACAGGUAGCAUGGACUGAGCAAGAGUAACCUGAGGCUGGCAACAGGCACUGAAUGGAGUGAGUGUCGGACCAGGUAAAUCAAAUGCCCUCUUCUUUGUAACUUUUCUUUGGGUCCUAUGUUUGGAUACUGCAUUUUUUUAAAAGGUUCCCCAUAUGACAUUCAGGACAUUAACAUGGCAGCAAACGGCCUUUUGCUAUGUAAAGAAACUAUUUGUAACUUCUUCCUUAGUAGAGAAUGAAGUCACGUAGCUAGUCCGGCCACAGAUGCAUGUCCCAGUGGGUUUGCCCUACUGGCUAGCUACUUUAUUAUAACUCUUUAUUAAUGUGGUUUUAAAAAAUAUAUAUUUUCUAGUUUGUAGAAAUAAGUUCAGGAUUUCCGUGUUGUAUUAGUUGCUGCCUAAACGUUGUCCCCUUGUUGAUACAGCAGCAUAUUGUGCUGUAAAUAAAAUGCACUUGCUGUUAUUGAGUUAGUUUUGGAUGGUCUUGCAGGAGACCAUCGUGGAUCUAUUUUGUAAAUGGUGGAAGCUUGUUGUCGUGUGGACCCGAGAUGCUGGAUAUCGUCUGCUUCUAUGUUAGUUAUUUUGUAUUCUAUACAUUUUAAACUGUGGGUUUUUAUCCUGAACUUUUGUACAGUGUUUUAUCACAUGCUUGUAAUUGUAACUCUGAGCCAAACAAGUGAACUGUAACUGAGCAGCUUUGUCGAUCGAGCAUUCACACACCAGCACUGCAAAGACUUGAGCAUGCAGUGCUGGUGUGGAUCCAUCUUUUAUAUAUAUAUAUAUAUGGAAAUGCCAACAAAUAGAGGAAUAUUGAACUAUUUUUACAGAUAAUUUAUGAAUUGUAUUUGGUAGAAAUAUACCUCAGAACUGUGGAUGUUAAGUGAAUUCUGUUUUUUGGUAAUUUCUUUGUACUGUUUUUUUUAACGGUCUUUUCUAAUAUUUAGCAGGGAAUCUUUUCAGUUGACCCUAAAGACACAAAUAAAAGGUAAAAAAAAUUAACUUGUUUU
Molecule: messenger RNA, 6156 nt
Organism: Anarrhichthys ocellatus (wolf-eel)
Lineage: Eukaryota; Metazoa; Chordata; Actinopteri; Perciformes; Anarhichadidae
Gene: akna
Product: AT-hook transcription factor
Exons: 23
Coding region: 938-5134 (1398 amino acids)
Biological process (GO): epithelial to mesenchymal transition; neuroblast division in subventricular zone; neuroblast delamination
Cellular component (GO): centrosome
Source: RefSeq, a predicted model, not a curated record